Messenger RNA from Miscanthus lutarioriparius, 2055 nucleotides. NCBI's taxonomy places the organism in Eukaryota, Viridiplantae, Streptophyta, Magnoliopsida, Poales, Poaceae. The record is from the annotation of a GenBank genome assembly.
AUGGGCCGCCGCGCGGCCGCGCUCCCCGCGCUGCUGCUGGCGCUGUCCCUCACCCUCUCCCUGGCCGCCGCGGACCCGCCGGAGCGGGAGCGGUCGGCGCUGCAGGCGUUCCUAUCCGGAACACCACACGAGCGUCCACCGCAGUGGAACACCUCCCUCCCCACGUGCUCCUGGACAGGAGUCCGCUGCGACUCCGCCGCCAACAACGCCACCGUCACGGAGCUGCACCUCCCGGGCGUGGGCCUCGUCGGCCGCGUCCCCAACGGCACCCUCUCCCAGCUCCAGAACCUACAGGUCCUGUCGCUGCGCGACAACCGCCUCGCGGGCCCCGUCCCGCCCGACGUGCUCGCGCUCCCGCGCCUCCGCGCGCUCUACCUCCAGGGCAACCUGCUGUCGGGCGCCGUCCCGCCGGGGCUCGCCGCGGGGAUGCUGCCCGCGCUCGAGCACCUCGCGCUCUCGCGCAACCAACUCUCGGGACCCGUUCCGGACAAGCUGCUCGUGGGGAUGCCCCGGCUACGAUCGCUCAUGCUCGACGGGAACCGACUCUCCGGUGGCCUGCCUGCUGGGGGCGUCGGCGCCAGGCUGGAGGUGUUUAAUGUCUCGUUCAACGAUCUCGACGGACCCAUCCCCGCCUCCCUCGCACGGUUCCCGCCGGAGUCGUUCGCCGGCAACCCCGGCCUCUGCGGCGCGCCGCUCGUCGACCGCCCGUGCCCCUCGCCGUCCCCGCCGCCCGCGCCUGGGGAGGAUAAUAACAGCAGUAGCAAGACGAAGAAACGGAAGCUUUCCGGCGCGGCGGUCGUGGCCAUCGCGGUGGGGUGCGGCGCGGCGGCGCUGCUGGCGCUCCUCCUCCUGGCCCUGUGCGCGGCGCACCGGCACCGUCGACACUCGGAGGCGGCGUCGGCGGACGCGAAGGCGACCCCGCCCACGCGCGGGCUGACCCCAUCAACGCCGUCGGGGGACCUGACCGGCGGCGACUUCACGUCCUCCUCCAAGGACAUCAGCGCGGCGGCGGCGGCGGCGGGCGGCGCGGACCGUGGGCGGCUGGUGUUCGUGGGGAAGCAGGGUCCGGGCCACCUCCGGUACAGCUUCGACCUGGAGGACCUGCUGCGCGCGUCGGCGGAGGUGCUGGGCAAGGGCGGCCUGGGCACGUCGUACAAGGCGGUGCUGGAGGAGGGGACCACCGUGGUGGUCAAGCGCCUGCGUGACGUGGCGGCGUCGCGGCGCGAGUUCGCGGCCUGCGUCGAGGCCGCGGCCGCCGCGGCGGGCGAGCACCGGAACCUGGUGCCGCUGCGUGGGUACUACUACUCCAAGGACGAGAAGCUGCUCGUCCUCGAUUACCUCCCCGGUGGCAGCCUCUCCGCCCGCCUCCACGGGAGCCGCGGCACCGGGCGGACGCCCAUGGACUGGGAGGCGCGGACGCGUGCCGCGCUGUGCGCCGCGCGGGGCGUGGCGCACCUGCACGCGGCGCACGGCCUGGCGCACGGCGACAUCAAGUCGUCCAACCUGCUGCUGCGCCCGGACCCCGACGCGGCCGCGCUGUCCGACUACUGCCUGCACCAGCUGUUCCCGCCGGCGCCCGCGCGCCCCGGCAGCGGGGCCGGGGCCGGCGGGGGCGGGUACCGCGCGCCGGAGCUGGCGGACGUGCGCCGCCCGACGUUGGCGUCCGACGUGUACGCGCUCGGCGUGCUGCUCCUGGAGCUCCUGACGGGCAGGUCCCACGCGCACCACGCGGCGUCCGGGUCCCUGGACGGCUCCGGCAGCGGAGCACUGGACCUCCCGCGGUGGGUGCAGUCGGUGGUGCGCGAGGAGUGGACGGCCGAGGUGUUCGACGCGGAGCUGGUGCGGGCGGGUAGCGGCGCCGCGGAGGAGGAGAUGGUGGCGCUGCUACAGGUGGCCAUGGCGUGCGUGUCCACCGCGCCCGACGCGCGGCCCGGCGCCCACGACGUCGUCAGGAUGGUCGAGGAGGUAAUCGGCGGCGGGCGCACGACCACGGAGGAGAGCGAGGGGACCAGGGGCGCCUCGGAGGAGGAGCGGUCCAGAGGCCCGACGCCGUGA